This is a messenger RNA of Adineta ricciae, 1368 nucleotides long. NCBI's taxonomy places the organism in Eukaryota, Metazoa, Rotifera, Eurotatoria, Adinetida, Adinetidae. The record is from the annotation of a GenBank genome assembly.
AUGCUAUCGAAACUGAUUAGACGAAAUCAAUCCUCUUCAGUUGUUUUUAUCCAACAAUGUAUGCGUUCAUCGGUGUUGAAUCCAUCCAGAACCAACGAUGAAAUUCGGUUUGAUUCCAUUACGACAGCGUAUGGAUAUAAGUCGAAAUAUGAAUUAUAUCGCGGUUGGGCGGUUUUCAAACUCUGCUCGUAUACAUCGCUUGUUAAUCGUCUUACUCAGUUAUUGAAUAUCUCGCGUACAAUUCUCGGCCGAUCUGUGUUCGAAUCGAUUAUGCGUUCUACUCUCUAUGGGCAUUUUGUUGCCGGAACAGAUAAGUCCGAAUUAAAACCAAUUGUGGAAAGAUUAAGUCAGCAUGGUGUUAAAUUAAUCCUCGAUUAUUCCAUGGAAUCGGAUGUGGCAACUGAUCAUCUAGUGACCACGGCCCAAUCGAACCAUAGUAUCUACGAUGAAAACUUGCUAAAAUCCUUGAAAAAUGUGCAAACAGCAUCGGAAUUAUCAGGCUCAUCAGCCAUUACUGCGAUUAAAUUUACCGCAUUCAUUUCACCAGAUGUCCUUCAGAAAUUAAAUCAAGCUGUUGAACAACAUCCCUCCGAUCAACAGUCUCUAUUCGAACUGGCAUCGAAAUCUUCGCUUAUAAGCAAACAUGAAUUGAUCGAAAUAGAACAUUUCAUACAACGAAUAAAUCGUAUUGUGCAAGAAGUGAAACAGCAUCAAGGAAGAGUAUUUAUCGAUGCCGAACAAUCCUAUUUUCAAACAGCUAUUCAUAAAUUAGUCUUGGAACUACAAGAAUUAUACAAUCGAGACCGUAUAAUUGUCUACAAUACCUAUCAGUGUUAUCGAAAGAUAACACUUAAAACAAUCCAAAAUGAUUUAGCACGAGCGAAAACGAAGGGGUUUUCGAUUGGAUUCAAACUCGUUCGAGGUGCUUACAUGGAUCAAGAACGAAAACGAGCAGUAGAACUGAAUACGAACGAUCCGAUUCAUCCAAAUUUUGCCGCAACAACUCAGUGCUAUCAUCAAGCAUUUAAAGAAAUCCUUAAGGAUGCAAAAAAUCAUCCUAAUCAAUUUCAUGUUUUCGUUGCCAGUCACAAUGAAGACACGGUGAAAUUCGCUCUUCGAACCAUGGAUGAAAUGAAUGUGAAACGUAAUGAUGGUCUCGUUGCAUUUGCCACCCUCUUCGGCAUGUGUGAUUAUCUUACAUUUCCACUCGCUGCUGUUGGCUAUGAUGCUUAUAAACUGGCACCAUAUGGACCCAUUGACCGUCUUCUACCGUAUUUAACACGUCGAGCACAAGAGAAUCGAGCAAUAUUUGCUAAAGCUGAAAAAGAUCGUCAAUUACAUUAUAAAGCAUUGAGAGAGAGAAAUUGA